AAUGGAUAAAUUCCAACAUCGCCGGUAUUCAAUAGAAGUAUUGCCUGUUGAGGAAAACAAAGUUCACAUUCUGGGCAAUUGGAAGGAGACGCCAAUGCCGGUCUAUCAAACUACUAUUCCAAAGAUUGAAACGAUUGCAGCUGACCCGCAAAAAUUUGUCAGUACUGGUAUUAACCCUACAUAUGUAGGUACUAAAGAAUCCAAAUACCACCGCCCGCGUUACUCUGAUGACUUUAAGUCUAUGGCGGUUCAAAGGAUGUUGUCUGGCGAACACGUAAUGGCAAUAUCGAUGGACACAGGUGCUUCCUUGAGCUCCUUAUAUAGAUGGAAAACUGCAGUUGUCGGCAGCAAAAAAUGGAGCAAAUUUAUGAAAGCUAGGAAUAUGUGA
Scaptodrosophila lebanonensis is the source of this 388-nucleotide messenger RNA. RefSeq lists its product as uncharacterized. The coding region runs from base 2 to 388 and encodes 128 amino acids. NCBI's taxonomy places the organism in Eukaryota, Metazoa, Arthropoda, Insecta, Diptera, Drosophilidae. The record is from RefSeq and is a predicted model, not a curated record. The transcript is spliced from 3 exons.